AUUAGCCAAUCAUCGAGCAGAAGGCGGGAUUUGUGCCUCGAUCCAGGAAGUGGUUGAGCGUGUGUCCCCGAAAUGUAGUUUUUAAUUUUACGUUAUUUUUUUUUAUUUACCGCCCCUAAAACAUUACCAUUACGUUACCAUUACAUCUGAUUUCAGAACAAAGCUAUAGAUUAUUCCGACAUAUUUUUCAAGCGGUAUUAAAUUCCUCUUAAUUCUGUGUUAUAGCACUGAGACAUCAUGGAGUUUCCAGAAGGCUUUAACCAGCUGGAGCUGUUAGAAACCCACGGCCACAUGAUCCCCGUGGGGACGGAGAGCGCCUGGGACGAGGAGGAAGACGAGGAUGAGGAGGAUGAUGAUGAAGAGCAGCAGAGUGAGGAGUGGUACCAACAACAGGAGCUCAAACGGAAAGACAAUCCGGUGGAGCUGAUGCUCUGGGCUGCUGAGAAGAACCGACUGUCCACGGUGGAGCGUCUGGCUGCGUCCGAUCCGUCCCUCGUUAACUGCUGUGACGCUGACGGUUACACACCUCUCCACCGCGCGUCGUACAGCGGCCACGCGCUCGUCGUGUCGUUCCUCCUGGACUCGGGUGCUGAUCUACACGCCAGGACGGUGGACGGCUGGACGCCUCUGCACAGCGCCUCCCGCUGGGGACACGCCGCCAUCGCAUCAUGUCUCCUGCGCCGGGGGUCAGAGGUCAACGCCGUGACAAACGGUCAGCUUACACCCCUGCAGCUGGCGGCGGGAAACCCUGCAGCACUGCAGACCCUCGAGCUUCUGCUGUCUCAGCGCACCCUACAGGCGGGACUGAGGAACAGCGCCGGGGAGACGGCGUACGACAUCGCGCUCAGGAAAACGGCGCACUACGGCCUGUUCGAGAUCGCCGAGCCGUGCAACAACGUCUACUGAGAUCCGGUUAUACGCUUUUUUCCCGAAAAAAGGAGAGACGCCUGAAAGGAAGGAAAGAAAGAAACAUGGACAGAAAUGUUGCUCUGACUGAAGAAUUGUUUUUAGUAAUGAAACUCAAUAUUACUAGGGAUGCAUCGAUACUGACACAGUAUCAUUCCGAUAUCGUGCUCAUUUACUCGCAAAAACAAUUCUCCAAUACCAGCAUGUAACACCAGGUGGUGCUGUGCGAUCUAACCCUAUAGUGUACGCUAUUGCGCUGCUAUUGAUCAGCGACAUCGAGAGAAUCCGACUCAAUGAAAACAAAAGCGUAAUUUACUUCCAGCUGAACAGAAACGCUUUUCCGAUUGAAGCAAAUGUAGGAGUGUAGCUAGCUAACGCACUUCAUUUUUAUUAUAAUCAACUGGCUAAGGUUGUAAAGGAGGAGUCUGGUAGCUGAAGGUAGCUGAAGUGCGUGAACACGCACCUGCCGCAGUUUAAACCGUGGAAACGUAAACAGAGUGAAAUAAAACGUCACUGAUGGAUUAAUACUCAGUAGGUUACUCAUUUCAGUGUCGGUACUGAUGAGCACCAAAGAACUCGUACUCUGUGAUAGAAGGGUAUUAAUGCAUCCCUAGUUUUUCACUAAAAAACUGUAAUAAAAAGGAAAUAUAAUGUUGCUGCAUGUCGUGUUUACGCACAGUCUUGCGUCCUAAUGCAUGAUUUAUUGAUGAUUUAUUUACACGGGGAAAAGGACAGCAGGGUGUGUCUCGUCUUUCAGUCCCAAAAACAUACGAGCCAAGCAGCGAACCCUGUGGAACCCCAUCGUGUGGAACCCGUCUAUAUGUCAUGUCCUGAGUGACAGUAACACUAAUAAAGCACUGAUAAAGUCUGAAUUCAUGAUGGUUAUUUGGACAACCAAUAAAUAACCAACAGGAAAUGAA
Molecule: messenger RNA, 1826 nt
Organism: Pangasianodon hypophthalmus (striped catfish)
Lineage: Eukaryota; Metazoa; Chordata; Actinopteri; Siluriformes; Pangasiidae
Gene: ankrd49
Product: ankyrin repeat domain 49
Exons: 3
Coding region: 238-906 (222 amino acids)
Molecular function (GO): protein binding
Source: RefSeq, a predicted model, not a curated record